AUGUCUCUCAAGCGCUCGGUCGCCUUUGCGACACAAACGCUCACUAUUACAGUGCCCAAGAACCGCCGCCCCAAGUUUGAGCUACACUUGAAAAUAAUCGACCUCAACAACGUCCCGCUCGUAUCCGGCAACUCGUUCGUGAAAUGGCACCUCCCGCACUCGACCGCCGCCGAACACCGCGGGCGCACCGAAAAGCGCCCAAUCAAAGACCACAAAGUGAGCUAUGACUAUGAGAGCAAACAGUCAGUCAAGAUGGUCGUGGACAAAAGUGGCAUGCUGCAGGAGAGCUUCAUUGAAUUCGAGGUGGUGCAGGAGUACUCGGGUGGGGGCAAAGGCGAGCGCAUCACACUGGGGAACGUCAAGCUCAACUUGGCCGAAUACGUCGAGCAGAGCGAGAUGAACCGGACAGAGGGCGACGAGCCCGGCGUCACCCGGAGAUAUCUCAUGCAGAACAGCAAGAUCAACAGCACGCUCAAGAUCAGCAUCUUCUUGCGCCAGGUCGAGGGGGACAGGAACUUUGUUGCGCCUGCGUUGAAGACGGCCCAGGUGUUCAGCGGAAUCGCAGGGAUUGUGUCGGGCGAGCAGGGAGAUGCUGAAGAGGCAGGCACAACGCCUUCCCUGAGCGCCGGAUCACGAGAAGCUGGCGAGCUCCAAGACAUGUACAGACGGACGCUCGCGGCAUAUUGGUCUGCUCAGCCGGGCGAACUCAAAGCAGAUGAAUGUAUCGAGGACAUCUUUUCUGGUGGUGACGGCUGGGGCGACCGCGAGAAGCCAUACGACGAGCCAAGACGCAUAAGGUUUGUAAACGGUGACAGCAGUGGCUCAAUGAGCGAAAGCGAGUCGCACAAAGGAAGCAGCAUACUGCGAAAAUCACACGAGACGCUAAGGCCCGGCGACACAAAGUCCAGCUCAGCGAGUGUGCGCGGCAGAGGGAGUCUUGAGCAGCAGGCGCAUCAGAUGCAAGCAGAGGCCAAGCGGGAACGGCGCAGGCCGCACCAUGAGGUGGACGAGUUUGAGAUCCGGGAUGACUUUCGCCGCCGCGAUGCAUUCGAUGAGGAAGUUGAACGAGAUGCGAAGCCAAUAUUGCAACCAAGACCGCAGCUGAGCGAGCAUCCGCUCGGUCGCGUACGGAAGAGGAAGGGAGGACGCUCCAUACGGGAGACCACCGCACGUCUGGAAGGCACAAAGACGCUCGGCGAAGAUGCCUCCAUUCUUGUUCUAGAGGAGCUCGGGGAUGGCAAGAAGAAAGAGGCGACACCGGGACCUGAGCUCGUACAGGACGACGAACAAUUACCACUCAAGCUUGCCGAGGCGCUUGCUGAUGAGAAGCCUGCGACUCUCGAGGAAGUCCUGGAGCAGCUCGAUAAAUUACGCCGAAAGGCUACUAAUGACGAAGACAGUGUGGACGAGCACUAUGUUAGCCAAACCGUCUAUACCAGAUUAUCAGACCACCUUCUCAGAGCUUUCACCGUCGCGCAACUCUCACACUACUACUCUGAAAGAAAAGGCGUUGAAAAAGAUCGUGUGGCGCAGGAGGUCAGGGUGGGGUUAAAGCAGAUGCAGGGGAAAGGCAAGCGGCCUUCAGAACGCUCCGAAUGGACUCCUGGAAGAACACAGAUCGACAGACGCUUGCCGAGCUUGGAUGUCCAUUCCAAGAUGAAACGCAAGGCAAUAGGCAAGCAUCUGUUGGUCGACCAGAUCCUCCGUGAUGUAUGGAAACUGGUGAUGCUCGAGGAGCUUGAGGCGGCUGGCGAGAUCGAGUUGGCACUGAAGGACUGGCAGCUGGUGAUGCUCACCUCAGGAACACCGGAAACGGCGUUGGACAGAAUUGGGGAAGCUCGAAAGGCCAAGCUCGAAGUGAACGCUGCAGACAAGGUCUUGCGUAUCACAGCCGACAAGCACACGGCAGAAUAUGCAGCGGACGAUGUGGAGCGACUUUUACAGGCAUCCGAGUCACGGCGCUUCCACUUGAACGAAUGGAUACCACACCUUGAAACACUCGGUACCGCUGAACCCACAACUGCAGAUGUAUUUCCGGAAGACGUUCGCGCAACGGUAGCUUCAUUGACAGGAGCUCAAAUCCAGAUUGUCACGGACAAGACCGUUGUAAUUCGAGCGCUGGACAAAGAAACCAUUGCAGACGCGGAGCGAUCUUUGAUCAAGCUGCUGCCUCUCAAGAAUCUCCAGAACAUCUCGGUCGACACCACAGGCCGAGAUGUUCUCGAGGGCUCGGACCAUUUCUUGCCAGUUGUGGUCGAAAAGGAGGCUGUUGCAUACAAAGAUCGCCGCACCAAGGUCGGGCGCUGGUCAUUACCUGUGAAUCAAGCCAAUGCCUCGCUUCAUGCAUCGGACAGCAUCACGGAACGAGUGAAGACUGCACAGGAACUGGUUGUCACGAAGCUAAUGACACCUCCCACGCAAUAUCAACGCACCGGUAACGCUUCGAGAGAUAUAAAGUACCGGAAGUGGACUUAUCAUCCUGAGGCUCGGUUGACGGCUGUGUUCGGUCACGCACUUUUCCCUUUGGAUGACCCGACCACGGGAAAACCACGCUUCUUUCCUGCACUACCAGGCCUAUCUUCUAUCUUUAGCGACGAAGCCUUCAGAAUGGGCUUCGUAAUGCGGCCAUCUCUGUGUUAUGAGUUUAUUGCAGAGCCUGGACCUAAGAACUACACCUCCGACCUCUCGCCGUAUAAGUUUCCCAGGCUCAGUGCGUACUUCCGGCCCGAUAAUGAAGGCCAGCAUGCAUUAUCAAAAGUCGUCCUCAACUUUGCCGCCACAAAGCAUCGAGUGCUCCUGCCUGAACAGGCCGUUGACAUCCAAUUCCAGACGUCGCAAAGCAUACAGAUGCAGAACGUUCGAUUGGAUCAGGACGCUCGCCUUUUGCAAAAUCAAGUCUUACCGAAACUGCAAGGUGGUGGGCGCCUAAGUGCCCCUGAUAUCAGUGUGGAUAUCCCGAAAUGGACGGUUGAGGGAAUGGAGUUCGAUGGAAAAGAGGACUUCGUAAAGACCAAGUUCAUCUUCACGGGCAUAACGUUCUCCCAGAGUAUUUGGGGACAACAUCAGGGUCAAACGACGAAGUAUGUCACGAGGCAAGGUGGCAAGCUGGGCGCUAAGACUGGAAUAUUUUCAACGGUCUACGGGAUGAACGGUUUGGCGAAAAAGCUGGCUCACUCUGACCCGCCGAACGCUAUGAGGGAUUUUGUCGCGAAUGCAUUCAAGAUGGCAGGCACCAUCACACAGGCUGCUGCUGCCAGCCAGGCUGGGAUGAAGAAGCUCGAACGGAAGGUCAAACCACAGCACUCCUUUAGACCACGAUCUCAGUCGGCUGGUGGAACUACUUCUCCAACGAUCAACGAACAAGCCAGCUUCGCUCAAGCAAUUGAGAACGAUGCCAAGACAACCGCAGAUUCCAAUGACAACAUUGAGGCCUUGCCCGAGGCGAAGACCACCGACGGCGCCUUCGAUGUCCCACAAGUCUCAGCUAUACUUAAUGACACUGCGUCUCCGGGUAAUGUCGAUGAAGCACAUCUCUCUGAUGCUCAAGAAGAGCCAAAGGAAGAAGAACAAAAACGCCGCUUGGAUACAGCGGCUUGA
Molecule: messenger RNA, 3597 nt
Organism: Didymosphaeria variabile
Lineage: Eukaryota; Fungi; Ascomycota; Dothideomycetes; Pleosporales; Didymosphaeriaceae
Exons: 7
Coding region: 1-3597 (1198 amino acids)
Cellular component (GO): mitochondrial inner membrane
Source: RefSeq, a predicted model, not a curated record